UAACAGCGGCAGGAGGCAGCCUCCCCAAGCGCGGCCCCUCUCCACCGCUGCCAGCCAGGGGCUUGACUGGCCCCAGGCCGUGGAGCCGCCCAAGACGCGCGGGGCGGGCACUGCUGGGCGCAUCCCUCCCUGUGGCGGCAGUGAGGGCGGGCCGGCACCCGGAAGAGAAGCUGCCGCCGCCAGCUGGCAGGCUGGGAGUGAGGCAAAGAAGCAGGCAGGUGGGCGCCAUGCUGCAGUUUUUGCUUGGUUUUACUCUUGGCAAUGUGGUUGGGAUGUACCUGGCUCAGAACUAUGAUAUUCCUAACAUUGCAAAGAAACUUGAGGAUUUUAAGAAGGAUGUGGAAGCUAAGAAGAAACCUCCCAGUGACAAGUCCUAAGAGAACAGCAUUACCCAAGUCACCUCUGUGCAUGCAUGAAGGAUGCAGUUUACCUUUCAGGCAACAAAGAUCAAGUAGAGAGUUGGCAUGGGAGAUUCCUCUGUCCGUUUUUAGUCUCCUAGAACUGCAAUGUCCUUUUGAAAAAGCAACCGUGAACUUUUCCUGGGACUGAAUUUCAGGGGUUUCAGAAUUUGGAUUUGCAGCCAAUAUGUGACUGCAUAAUAAGAUCAUUUGUAAUUUUUGUUAUUACUUCUCCUAAUAUUUUGUACCCUGUUUUUACCUGAUCCAACUGGAGUCCUGUUUGUCCUGUAACUAUGUGUACUUCACACUUUGUAAUACCCUAGUUCUUAGAAUACUGCAAAAGAAAUUAAAUGCAUCAAGAAGUGGC
This is a messenger RNA of Pogoniulus pusillus (Red-fronted tinkerbird), 765 nucleotides long. It is a transcript of the gene STMP1, whose product is annotated as short transmembrane mitochondrial protein 1. The record is from RefSeq and is a predicted model, not a curated record. The transcript has 3 exons. NCBI's taxonomy places the organism in Eukaryota, Metazoa, Chordata, Aves, Piciformes, Lybiidae. Bases 228 to 377 code for a protein of 49 amino acids.